Molecule: messenger RNA, 1050 nt
Organism: Papaver somniferum (opium poppy)
Lineage: Eukaryota; Viridiplantae; Streptophyta; Magnoliopsida; Ranunculales; Papaveraceae
Product: proteasome subunit beta type-4-like
Exons: 7
Coding region: 147-866 (239 amino acids)
Cellular component (GO): proteasome core complex
Source: RefSeq, a predicted model, not a curated record
GAGAAAACCUAAAUACAUUAAAAUCUCUCGAACUCUCCCACGACUAACCCCUGAUAGCUUGAACAAAGGGAAAACCAAGUUUAUAAAACAAUCCAUCAGUGCAGCUGUUUUUCCCCCAAAUACCAUUAACAGCGACCGGAAAAAAGAUGGAGAGAAUUGAAGGUAUGUUAGGCCCUGAAGACAACAAAUCAAGAACAUUGAGCCCUUAUGUGACUGGAACAUCUGUGCUAGGUAUUAAGUACAGAGAUGGAGUUCUCAUGGCUGCUGAUAUGGGAGGUUCAUAUGGUUCAACUCUGCGGUACAAGAAUGUGGAACGAGUUAAACCAGUUGGAAAACAUACUCUUGUCGGUGCCAGUGGAGAAAUAAGUGAUUUCCAGGAGAUCAUGCGUUAUCUUGAUGAACUUAUCUUGUACGACAACAUGUGGGACGAUGACAAUUCUUUGGGCCCAAAAGAGAUUCACAACUAUUUAACUCGGGUGAUGUAUAAUAGGCGUAACAAGUUUGAUCCACUUUGGAACUCACUUGUCGUUGGUGGAGUAAAAAAUGGCAAGAAAUAUCUUGGCACGGUCAGUAUGCUAGGAGUGCAUUUUGAAGAUGAUCACAUAGCAACCGGCUUUGGGAAUCAUCUGGCCCGGCCAAUCCUCCGUGCUGAACAUAGUAAUGACAUGAGCUUUGAAGAUGCUGUUAAGUUGCUGGAGAAGUGCAUGCUCGUACUUCUUUAUCGUGAUAGAUCUGCAAUCAACAAGCUUCAGAUCUCGAAUAUUACUGAAGAAGGGGUUACAAUUUCACAGCCUUACUCUCUGAAAACUUUCUGGGGUUUGUCGGCUUUCAAAGAUCCAACCAAGGGUGCCCAAGGUUCAUGGUAGUGACAUUGUCCUUUAAUGUCUUGACAUGUAUUAAAAGUUGACCUUUGUUGAACUAGAGAUGAUAAGUUGCUUUGCUUAUGACUUGGCCCCUUUCCUUCCAUUUUAUCGAAUUCAUUGGGUUAUCUGCUUAAAACGCAAACUGAUUUUAUGCUUCAUUCCUUACUUCUUGGUUUGUUUUUAUUAA